AUGGCCGGCAAUGAAGAAGCAGGUCCUUCCAAACCCAAACGUGCCGCGAAGCGCAAGACCAACGACGCGGCUGAGACUCAAGCUCCCGCAAAGAAGGCUCGCAAAGCGACACCCAGUCGCACCAAGAACAAAAAGAAUUCUGUGAAUACGGAUGAGUGGCCGGAAUAUUUCCAGAAGCUCUUCAAGAUCUUCAAGGCAUUGAAUACAGUACUUGGCUUUUGCUCAGGUCGACAGAAUAUCGCGACUACAUUCGAUACCAUACGUGCCUCUGUCGAGGGUCUCUUGAGAGAACCGCUUGACCUGGCUAAAGUAGCAGAGAUCAAAGCAUUACUUCCUGAGCUAGUGAUAUUUGCAUACCGCCCUGCAGACGAAAUGCGCAUCAACUCUCAACCCGCCAAACGAGACAAGUCGCCUGACUUUGGCAAGUUUCUUGACACGGCGGCAUCUCGGACAGAUACACUUGACGUCGGCAAAGAAGAGCAUGUCCUGAUUCUUGAGCUCCUCGGAGGUUCUAAGAACAAGGACGCAGAACGGCCAAUUAUAUUCACAGCUCCGCAAGCUUUGAAUGCCAGAGCGGUCACGAAGUUGAUUGAAAGUCGCAACGAGGCAUUCGUCACCGCCGUCGAGCAACUUCUCAAGUCGACUGCUGAUGAUGAAGAGGCCAUUGCGGUCAUCCAGACGUCAGGUCGUGACUGCGUUCCUGUCAACCCUCUUUCGCGCAGUGCUGUCGAAUCAUUCGCGGACACACACGGGAAAGAGCCCUCUGAGAUCCCAUCAUCCUCAGAGCGGCCAGCGAUUGAGGAAGUGCUGCAGGAAAUAGAGGAAGAGCUGUGGUAUAACGGUCAGAUCCAGUAUAAGCGGGUGUUCGACGAACGCCAAGCACGACUAGGCACAUUGGAUACUCCAUUGUCUGAUUCGAUACGGCAUGCCUUGCAAAGCUCACGGGGCGUCACGGACCUGUAUCUCCACCAAGCUGCCGCUGUCAACGCCUUGGCCAAUGGCAAAGACGUGAUCGUGUCGACCAGUACGGCGUCGGGGAAGUCGAUCAUAUACCAGGUCCCUAUCAUACAGUUUCUGGAGGAGAACCAAGAUGCUACGGCAUUGAUUAUAUACCCCACAAAGGCACUGGCACAAGACCAGAAGCAGGCGUUCGAGAACUUACUGUAUGCUUGCGACGGGCUAGAAAACGUGCAGGUGGCUACUUACGAUGGUGAUACACCCCACACCGAACGCCAGAGGAUACGAGAUCAGGCCUCCAUCAUCAUGACGAACUUCGACACCAUCCAUGCCGCCAUGCUCCCGCACGAGGACCUCUUGCGCCGGUUUCUGAAGAACCUCAAACUUGUGGCUGUUGACGAGCUUCACUACUACCAUAAUGUCUUUGGCAGCCACGCCGCAAUGGUCAUGCGCAGACUGCGGCGCAUAUGCGCGGCCGUAGGCAAUCGACGGAUCCGUUUUGUGUCAUGUAGCGCUACAAUCGAGCAACCGGGUGUACACAUGCGCACGAUUUUCGGCCUCGACACUGUCGAAGAGGUCACAGAAGACGGUGCACCUGCGGGCAAGAAGGACUUCGUGAUAUGGGAACCUCCUCGUCUACUUGAAGGCGCAAGCCAGCAACAUGCCAGCCCGCUGGUUGAAGCGACGGGUCUCAUGAGGUAUCUUAUGAAGCGCGGCGUGAGGGUCAUCCUCUUCUGCAAGAUUCGCAAGUCGUGUGAGCAGGCGAUGAAGAUGAUUCGACAAGAUCUUACAUCUGAAGGCCGACUCGAUAUACUGGACAGAGUGCAAGCGUAUCGAGGAGGCUACUCAAGGGAGGACCGGCGGAUGAUAGAGCAUGAGGCCUUCUCCGGAAGGCUACUCGGUAUCAUCGCAACCAACGCUCUGGAGCUGGGCGUCGACAUCGGCGUACUCGAUGCUGUCCUUAUGCUUGGUUUUCCGGUGACCGUAGCUAGUCUGCGCCAACAAAUCGGCCGAGCGGGCCGACGAGGGCGCGACGCGCUCGGAGUCCUGAUCGCCAGUCAAGCGCCCGUCGAUCAGCACUUCCUCGCCAACCCUGACGAGCUAUGGGACAAGCCCAUGAAGGAGCUUGCCGUUGAGCUCGAUAACGCAGCCAUCCUUGAAGCGCAUAUGCAAUGCGCGGCGUUCGAGAUGCCAAUGCGAAAGGCGGACGAGAAAUGGUUCGGCCCGCUCACGGCGAGUAUAUGCGCUGAGAAGCUCGUUAUCGACAAGGAUGGGUGGUAUCAUGCCAAUCCUAAGUUCCUGCCGUAUCCUGCGAAGGACGUUUCACUGCGUGGCGUGGAAGAGCAGAAGUAUGCGAUCAUUGACGUGACAAAGCUCAGACAAGGCGGUACAGCGAAGAUCAUUGAAGAGCUCGAGUUCUCGCGCGCGCUGUUUGAGCUGUACGAGGGCGGCAUCUUCCUGCAUCAAGGUAUGCCCUACCUGGUACAGGAGAUCAGCCAUGACACAAUGCGCGCGAACGUCAUACGCACAAACGUAGGAUGGGUAACCGAGCCCCGCGACUUCACGAACAUCGAUGCUGUCCAGACACAUCGCAUUCGUGAGAUCAGGCACUCCCCUCGCCUCGCUUUCUACGGCAAGGUGGAAGUGAAGACCACUGUCUUCGGAUACUUCAAAGUCAAAGAUGGCCGCAUCCUCGACGCCGUUUUCGUCGACAUGCCGCCCUACGAGCGCACAACGACCGGCCUCUGGAUUGACGUCUCGAAAGAAGCCCUAGAGCUCAUGAAGAUGCUCGGCCUCAGCCUCGCGGCCGCUAUUCACUCCGCCCAGCACGCCGUACUCAACCGCUUCGCACUGUCCGCAGACUUGCGAACGGAAUGUAAGCCUGACGAGAAGGAGCGGAUGAAAACUCCCACGACGCGCACGAGACCUGCGAGGCUUGUGUUCUAUGAGCAGGCCAGUACUGGAGGGAGUAUCGCCGCUCGGGCUUUUGAUCAUGUUAACGAUCUCUUGCGCGAGGCGGAAGAGCGCGUCCGCACUUGCGACUGCUAUGAUGGCUGCCCAGAAUGCGUUGAUAGUCUCGGAUGCAAAGAACACAACACCGUCCGCUCGCGCGCCGGCGCACUAGUCGUACUACGCGACAUCCUUGCUCUACCCAUAGACCCCGCAACACUCCCAGCUCUCGAGACGGCGACGGGUGACCCCGACGCACACCAGACGAUCGUGGAAGCCCCGAGCGUUGGGCGCGCACAGGAUGUGAAGGUCGAGCAGGCGUCCCCUUCACCGACUGGUUCACCUUGA
Peniophora sp. CBMAI 1063 is the source of this 3255-nucleotide messenger RNA. The record is from the annotation of a GenBank genome assembly. Lineage: Eukaryota; Fungi; Basidiomycota; Agaricomycetes; Russulales; Peniophoraceae.